UGUCAUCCGACGCUAGCAUCGCAGCCGCAAAAAGGCCGCACGCGGACUAUACGUAGUUACUCGCGACGCGCGGACCUCUUGAGAACCGUCCGGCCCACAUCCGUUGCAUCCGCAGCGAAAUCAGCGCCCUCAGCCGGGCGUAACCCUUUUGCCACUAAAAAGGCUUCCUCGGCCGCUCGCGCAAGCCGCACGCCAGCCGCCGAGCAGCAAAACCAUGGACGCUGCCGGCCGCGCCCAAUUGCUCUUCGCCAUCCUGCUGGGCAUGGGCGUGACGGGAUUCCUCUUCUUGUGCGUCUCCGCGUCGACGUGCGGCGCGUGUUAUGUGGACCCGUGCGUCCAUCCGCCCGGUUUGAAGACGCUGUACAAGGUCAACUCGUCGCUAUGCUUCGCCGGCGUCAGUUCAGGCAUGUUCUUCUGCUUCCUGAGCGGCUGGGGCGCUCUACUCACCCUACGACGAAGAGCUUCUGUUAUGGGCUUCGGUCAUUUUUUCGGAUCGUGUUGCGUGUCCUUUCUCGUGGCCGUGCAAGCGGCGGGCAUGUGGGGCGCGGAAGCGACGUUGCUCGAGGAGUUCGGCGCCCGCAAAAUCUACGAGGAGGCCAUCGUCGAUGGCAUGUGCGGACUCGGCGUCCCGUCGUGUGGAGGCGCCUUCACGCCAUCGAUGCGACUCGUGUCCAUCUCACAAUGAAGUGGGUGGUUUCUUUUUUGAUUUUGAGGCCAUUCGGACCGCGUCGAGACCGCGAUGCUCCGCGCAGGUACGAGCAGGUCCGCGUACGGCCGAACAAGGCCCUGCACAAGGCGUGUCGGUUCUUAUUCACGACGGCGGUGUUGAUGUCGCUUGCUUUGAUGGCAUUAGCACCUUUGUACUUUUUAUCUAGAGAUGUUUAUGAAGAUAGCGACGACGGCGAGCGGGCGGCGGACUCGCUGCGAGAGCAAGCGGCCAACGUCGCCGCUCGGGCGUCGCGGAACCGCCACAUCACGUCCUACAAUCCCAUUGGUGUUGAUAGAAGUUACGGUGGCGACGACGAGCGGCAGCACCUCGGCAGGGCCGCUUUACCCUUGCGGCCGAUGAAGAAGGCUCCCCCUUCCGAAGAGCCGGAAGGAGGCGUGUAAUAUACCACAAGUUAUUGA
Pelagomonas calceolata is the source of this 1128-nucleotide messenger RNA. Lineage: Eukaryota; Pelagophyceae; Pelagomonadales; Pelagomonadaceae. The record is from the annotation of a GenBank genome assembly.